CCGCAAAUCAAUGCGUUCAGCAAGGUCCCCGUUCCGCUUUAAGACCCCACCAUUUCCCCCUUAGCAACCACCUCAUAACAAUGCCGCCCAAAAGUAAAGCGGCCACAAAGCCCAAAGCAACCGAAACGACUACAACCACCAAUCCCACCACCAUUACUAGCCAAACAGCAUCGCAACCAUCAGAACCUACCACCGUACUCGAACGUAGUCAACAGCGUUACGAAAAGACCCGUCCAUUCGAAGCUGCCCGUCGACAGCAAGGACUCAGCAAACUCUCCAAAGAAGACCAGAAAGGUUGGAUCUGCGACCAGCUCCUCCACCUGACCAACCGCCUACCCGCAGCCAGCCGCUCACGCCUCCUCGGCCCUAAAGCGUCCAAGGAGAUCUGGUGGACCAUCAACGGGACCAACUCGAUCGUCCGCGGACUCAAGCACAAGCCCGAACCCCAUAUCACCUGGGGCACCGACCGGAACGGCCACGACGUCGGCAGCUACACGAUCGAGCGGUUCGACGAGCGAUUCAGGAAGCGGAUCGCCUUGACAGCGCUCCAAGUGUCGAGUAGAGUAUUCCGGGAGAACGUCGAGCGCGAGAAGAGAGGGUUUGUCGACGCAAGGUCCGGACGGGAGAUUAUUGUUACGGAACGAGAGAUCGACGAAGAAAAGGUCCGACGAAGCAAGAUGGCUGCGCUCAAGAAGGAACUGUACGGCGAGAUCACGGGGAAGCUGGCUGGGAGCGUGGAGUGGGAGGAUGUGGUGCCUAUUCCACAUGAGGAGCCUGAGGGCGCGCUGGCGGCGAUUGCUUAUCCGGCUGAGUAUGCUGAGGCCAUGUCCUACCUCCGCGCCGUCAUGACCACAAAGGAGUACUCCCCGCGCUGCCUGCGCCUAACCGAACACAUCAUCUCCAUGAACCCCGCCCACUACACCGUCUGGCUCUACCGCGCCGCCAACAUCUUCGCUUUGGGUCUAUCCAUCCCCGACGAGAUCGAGUGGCUCAACGAAGUCGCGCUCGCCAACCUCAAGAACUACCAAAUCUGGCACCACCGCCACCUGCUCGUCGAACAUUAUUACCCCACCAUCUCUUCCGACCCCGACGCUCUCGCGCAAUUCGCCAAACAAGAGCGUGACUUCCUCAUCGCCAUCCUGUCCGAAGACACCAAGAACUAUCACGUCUGGUCGUACCGCUCGUGGCUGGUGGGCAAGCUGGGGAUGUGGGAGGACGAGGAAGAACUCAAAUCGAUUGAGCAGCUGAUCGACGAGGACGUGCGCAACAACUCGGCUUGGUCGCACCGGUUUUUCAUCGUGUUUUCGAACCCCAAGUACGCAACGCCGGGGAAGGGGGCGACGGAGAAGGAUGAAAGGGUACCCCAGGAGCUUGUGGACAGAGAGGUGAAGUAUGCCCAGAACAAGGUGUACCUGGCGCCGCAGAACCAGAGCCCGUGGAAUUAUAUGCGGGGCGUGUUGGUCAAGGGCAGGCAGCACCUGGCGAGCGUGCAGGGGUUUGUGGAGGAGUUUGUGGUGAAGUUGGGCGAAGGGGAGGAGGAGGAAGACGUAAAGAGCACGCAUGCGUUGGAUUUGUUGGCGGAAAUUUAUGCGGAGAAGUGGGAUAGUGAUAAGGCGGAUUUGUGCUUGAGGAGAUUGGCGGAGAAGUGGGAUAGGAUUCGUGGGGGGUAUUGGGAGUGGAGGAGGAAGUGUUUGACACAGACUGAGAAGGAGAAGGCGGUUGCGGUUGGAGAGGCUGAGAAGGGUGGUGAGGAGGUUGCGGCGGCGUAGGAGGCCAUGUUGGGUUUGGAGGAUUGGAUUGCAUUCAAGAAACAAAUGAUCUUGGCCGGACAGUUCGGACUACAGUAGUGAAAGCAGUUAUAGGGUAGUAGCUCAGUAGCGAGCAUAUGGUUAAAGGGCAUCGGGUAGUUUGGAUUAUUCGGGAGAGAAUUCCCAAGCGGUUCGCUUUGGUAGUUGUGCUGUAGAACAAUUUGUAGUGAGUAUCAUUCUUGAUGGCUUU
Neurospora tetraspora is the source of this 1998-nucleotide messenger RNA. RefSeq names its product protein prenylyltransferase. The coding region runs from base 81 to 1769 and encodes 562 amino acids. Lineage: Eukaryota; Fungi; Ascomycota; Sordariomycetes; Sordariales; Sordariaceae. Gene Ontology annotation, cellular component: protein farnesyltransferase complex; cytoplasm; CAAX-protein geranylgeranyltransferase complex. Gene Ontology annotation, biological process: protein farnesylation; protein geranylgeranylation. The record is from RefSeq and is a predicted model, not a curated record. Gene Ontology annotation, molecular function: CAAX-protein geranylgeranyltransferase activity; protein farnesyltransferase activity. The transcript is spliced from 3 exons.